Messenger RNA from Caenorhabditis bovis, 333 nucleotides. NCBI's taxonomy places the organism in Eukaryota, Metazoa, Nematoda, Chromadorea, Rhabditida, Rhabditidae. The record is from the annotation of a GenBank genome assembly.
AUGCCGAGCUCAUUGGUGCUCGUUUCAACGCUUCUCCUCAUCGCUUUUCGCGGCGUCUCAUCAAAAGUGCUUCAAGUGAACGCGAAAGGCGCGAUGAUGUGCGUGUUCGAUGAUUCGAUGCGCGUCGUCGUCGAAUUGUGCGAGCAGAACGUGAUCUGCAAGUUCGCCGACACGUGUGUGGCUUCAACGUCGACCGAAUUCGACGGGCAAUUUUCGCUCUACGGCGAGGUGUCCGAUUGGGUACUCAAUGAUCGCAUUCAGACGAGUCCGAUUCUAUUCAGCUAUUUGAUCCGGUUGCUUACAUCAAAGUCCAUUCGACAUGUCCGACGGUAA